UCGGUAUAGGCGAUGGCGACGAACAAGGCGACGGCGACGCCAUCCGGCUCCAAGCCGAUCGCGAUCUCGAUGAACAACCCAAUCUUGGCGGCCGCGCCGCCCAACCCCAACGGCGGCAUGAACAUGGCCAUGGCACCGGCGCCGUCGGCGGCGAUUGUGGCCGCCGCCGCCGCCGCGCUCUCGAGCCAGCAUGCGCAGCAGCAGCAACAGCUCAAGCGCAUGGGCAUUGGCAUGGGCCUCGGCAUGGGCAUGCCCGGCGGCACGGCCGGCCUCAACGCCAUCCAGACCAUGAACACACUCAACAACAUGAACGUCGCUGCGAUGCAGCUCCAGAUGAACCAGCACCAGCAGCGUAUCAACGUCGCGUCGGCCAACGCGCAGCGCGCCUUUAAGCCCACGAACGUCAACGUCAACUCGGCCGUGGCGGUCGCCGUGGCGUCGGCCUCGAACGUCCCGGUGCCCGUGGUACCCGUCAACACGGCGGGCGCCGGUGCACUCAACCUCUCGGGGACGUGGGACCUGGACCGCGAGGCGUCCGACUCGACCAACGACUACCUCGAAGCCAUGGGCCUCCCGCUCAUUGCCCGCCAAGCCGCCGACAAGCUUGAUUUGACGGUCAUCAUUCUGCAGACGCCUGGCGAAUUUACCAUCACACGGCGAACGCGCAUCUUCCUCGAGACCAAGGUGCUCAAGUUUGGCCAAGACGUCAUCAUCAAGACCAACACGAUCAAGGUCAUUGGCGAGCCGACUGCGAUCAAGACGAUCACGCAUCUCUCGGGCUUCCGGGGCGUCUUGACGGAUAUCCGCACGCUGGACGAGCUUGGCCGCAUGAAGGUCGAGCUGACGCUGACGCUGCCCGACAAGGACAAGCCCAACGUGGUGAUCACGCGCUACUUCAAGAAGCUCUCGGACUCGACGUCGCUCGACAACCUGCCGCCGUUCGAGCCCUUUCCCGACCCGCCGUCCGAGAAGCGCAAGCGAUAAACGUAUAAGAUCCAUGCGGA
Molecule: messenger RNA, 1004 nt
Organism: Saprolegnia parasitica CBS 223.65
Lineage: Eukaryota; Oomycota; Saprolegniomycetes; Saprolegniales; Saprolegniaceae
Exons: 4
Coding region: 13-984 (323 amino acids)
Source: RefSeq, a predicted model, not a curated record